AUGUCGAUUGCUGGUCUCUGUCAGAUUUUCAGUCUCAAGGAACCGGAAAGAAAUUAUGCUCUAGCAUUUUGCCGUAAGAAUCUUGAGAUUCUCAAGCAGUGUCUAGCAGUUCUCGGAGUGGACGAAAUGAUAGGAAAACAACAGAAAAAAAACUCGUCAGAAGGAGGAAGAUGCAAGACAAUUAGCACAGAGGAAAGAAGCUACCAAGAAAAAAAUGAUUAUGGUUGCAUACUUGUCUGCACAAAGAGUGAGUAG
Microthlaspi erraticum is the source of this 255-nucleotide messenger RNA. Lineage: Eukaryota; Viridiplantae; Streptophyta; Magnoliopsida; Brassicales; Brassicaceae. The record is from the annotation of a GenBank genome assembly.